AUGGACAACGCAAAACCUUCAACCGACGUCAAUGCUAUUGCUGAUACCAGAAACCUGGUGACAGCUGUCAAGCUCAAGGAACUGUACACCAAAAAGAAGGAUCUAGAAGAACACUUCCUCCCAAUCCUUGCUCGCGUAGAAGCCGCUCAAUCCGAGAAAGAGAAGUUAAAAAUUCUCGUCCAAGAGAGCAAGAAGAAGGAAUCAAGCCGCUAUGGAGGUAUCUUCGAAUAUAAUGCAAGUGCUAGUGAUCUCCUAGCCAUGUCGGAAUAUGAUCCCACCAUCUCAGACGAAGUCUUCAAACAUCAGCGAAUAGAUGGCGAAGAAUCAAUUCGACGUCACCUCCGUAAAGCCCAAUACACCUCCCUCUUCGGCUCCAUCUUCAACGAAUGGAUGAACUUUGAGGGGAAAGCCGACGUUCCAGAUGACGAAAAGGACGGUGUUAAAACUCCAAAGUCAGAUGAUGAAUCUACUAUGAACCUCCCCUCAGAUGGCAUGGGUCGUCCUGAGAAGUACGCUCAAAAGGCUGAAUUGGAAAGUAUCAUCUUCGCUCCCGAUCCAAACGCCAGGCCGGAGGAAUAUGCCAAAUACCUUGAGGAUCUCUUCAAGAAGGCUGAAGAAGAUUCAAAGAAAAAGAUAAAGAAGGCAUCUGCAGGCCUACUGAACGAUGGUGAUGAUGACGAAGAUGAGGGUGACGAUGAGGGUGACGAUGAGGACGACGAAGACAACGACGACCGUACCUCUUCCGCUUCAUCCGCCACUGAUGAUGAAUACCUUGAAGGCUGGCUCGCCGAAACAAUAAGCCUUAAAAAACUGCGUAACACCAUCGGUCGUUUCUCCGGCUCCUUCCGUAAACAUGAGAUGAUGUCCACCACCGAUGUAAAACAAGCAAUCCACGGUCUCGUAAGCGGAGAACUUCUAACCGAUGCCAAAAAGGCAGCCUGCAAAGAAAUCCUCUUGAGCACCGUAAUCCUCGAUGAAAUCGCAAUGGUCUUGACCCUCAGGCUCAGAGAGAUAGAAAAUUGGAAGUACAGUGAUGAAAGCGUCCAGUUGAAUUUCAGAAGACAUUUAAAUGGGAAGUACAGAUGCUAUGCAGAUGAAUCUCUGCUUGACGCUAUCUUCUUACAGUGGAUUGGGGUUAAAUGGGGUAUCGAGCUUCGAAGGGUCCUUCAAAUAGUUCACAACAGCCCAGCCUGGCUCCGCCCAACAGAUCCAAUUGAUGAAGCUCGCCAAGAAGUUCGCACAGCCCUCCUCCCCCAAGAAAACCCAAAGAAAGCCCCAAACUCCAUCUCAUUCAACGAAAAGGCCUUUAUGAAAGAGUUCUUUCUAACACUCCUUCCCGAAUCUCUCUAUGACUUUCGUACCUACAACGAAGACGGCGAAGAAGCUGACCAAACCAAAAAAGAUAACGAAAAGAUCCGUCGUGCUAGAAAUGAAGAACUAAAACAAAUGCUUCUUCAACGAUUACUCAUCGAUAGACAGUACGCUGAAGCAGUUGAUCCUGGGAAACCCUUUACUGUCGUUCAAGUUGAUGCGUAUAGAUUCGCACAGAGUCAAAGUCAUGAGAUCGUUCUAAAGUUGAUGGAGUUGAUCGGUGUUACCAAGCCCUGGCUGAAAUUCUUCAAAUCCUUCUUGACACUUCCAGCAAGGUUCGAACCAGGCGGGGAGGUUAGGGAAUCCAAGAGAGGCGUACCUAUCAGCCACCCUUUGGGUUUGGUAUUCGGCGAAAUCCAACUAUUCUUGAUGGAAUUUGCCAUUAACAGAGCUACCGGUGGGAAACUAGAGCUAUUCAGAAUGCACGACGACUUCUGGUGGUGGUCCACCUCAGAAGAGCUCUGCGAAACCGCCUGGUCAACCAUAAAAGAAUACUCCGCCCUCACUGGCACCGAGUGGAAUCUGUCGAAAAGCGGUUGCGUGCGCAUAUCCUCAACCUCCUCAUCAGAACCCACCGCACCCGGGCCCCCACCGACUUCCACUCUCCCAACCGGCGAAAUAUCCUGGGGCUUUAUUAAACUCAAUCCUUCCGGCCUCUGGACCAUCAAAGAAGACGAAAUUGAAAAACACACAGCGGAACUCCACCUCCAACUCUCCUCCCAAAAGUCCAUCUUGGGCAUAAUCACAGCCUAUAACCGCUACCUAAAAUUCUUCAUUCGAAACUUCGCAAAGCCAUCCCGUGCAUUUGGAAAACAACAUGUGGAACAAAUAAUCUCCGCGGUUAACAAAAUCCACCUCUCACUCUUCCCAUCCCACAACGGUGAUGUUCUUUCUUAUAUCACAUCCCUUAUCACCUCCCGUUUUCCCGAAGAAAUUCCUUCAGGCGGCGUCCUCCCAGCAUGGCUUCUAAUCCCCAUCGCAAAUGGUGGUCUCGGCCUGCGCAACGUCCUAUUUGACACCCUCCCAAUCCUCGAUUCCUACAAAGUCGAAGAAGUAAACUAUGAACGUUACAAUAAAUACGGUAACACCCCACAAACUUUCAAACAGUGUCUCAAAAAGGAUAAAACCGAAUACUCUCGUCUCCGCGAAACCUGGCUGAAAUCCACAAACCCUCCCAAAAUAUCCUGGACAAAUGAUAUCCCCGACGAAUGGUUUGACGGUCUACAGGAAUGGCUAGAGUCUCAAUCUACUUUACAAAGAUCUCGUAGACGUAGAAAGCCCCAUCCCUUCAUAACAUUCGAGGAAUUCAUCCUAGGUCGCAGAUCUAAAUUUACAUAUUGGGGUACUGUCUGGACUAACCUCACAGAAACGCCAACGACAUCCAAUCGAUAUGGAUUCCCAGAUAAAAUCUCAAAGGGACUGGCAUCAAACCCCUUUUCAACUGUUGAGUGGUUAAAGUCUGACCACGCAAAGAAUACACCCUACUGGAAGAGCUGGUUGUUGACAUAUGGAGAGUCUGUCUUGGAGGCAUUCGGAGAGUUUAAACUUACAAAUGAAGGGAGGUUGCCAGUUGCUAUGAUUGAUAUUUAUACGAAUUUGAAGACCAAAUGGGAUCAGUAG
Messenger RNA from Orbilia oligospora ATCC 24927, 2991 nucleotides. RefSeq lists its product as uncharacterized. The transcript has 7 exons. Bases 1 to 2991 code for a protein of 996 amino acids. NCBI's taxonomy places the organism in Eukaryota, Fungi, Ascomycota, Orbiliomycetes, Orbiliales, Orbiliaceae. The record is from RefSeq and is a predicted model, not a curated record.